AUUUGGUACACAGAGAAAUAGGUUACUUCCUUCUCGUGUUAUGUUUCUGUUUUGUAUUAUUCAACACUCUUCAGUUAUUGUCGCAAUAACGUCAAACUACUGAUAAAUCACAGAAAAGAUGAGGCUACCUUGCUGGACCUUUAUGUUACAAACAAGACCUGGAAAAAGGGCAUUCUCUGUCCCUGUGGGCAUGUUGAAUUUUGUCCCUCCCUGCGAAACCACUGAUGCUCGUUCACUGGACCUUCUCGAGACUUUUGUGUCCCAUUCCAGACACCUGUUUGUCAUCAGUGGUGCCGGACUGUCUACAGAGUCAGGAAUCCCUGAUUAUCGGUCAGAGGCCGUUGGGUUGUAUGCCCGUACCAAGACGCGCCCUAUGCAGCUAGCAGAAUUUUUGCGCAGUGCCAGAUCUCGCCAGCGCUAUUGGGCUAGGAACUUUGUUGGUUGGCCAAAGUUCUCCACCCAUGAGGCAAACCCUGCACAUAAGGCCCUGCAGCAGUGGGAGGAGAAAGGCAAACUUCACUGGUUAGUCACACAGAAUGUGGAUGCACUUCAUUCAAAGGCAGGACAGAAAAGAUUAACAGAGCUCCACGGCUGUACGCACAGGGUCCAGUGCCUUGGCUGUGGCACAGUUACAGCAAGGGAGGCUCUCCAGAGGAGGUUUAUAGCCUUAAACCCGGAAUGGACAGCACGGGCAGAUGUUGUGGCACCAGACGGUGAUGUCCACUUGGAGGAAGAACAGGUUCUACAUUUCAGAGUUCCUUCCUGUGAGGCCUGUGGAGGCAUACUGAAGCCAGAGGUUACAUUUUUUGGAGACACUGUUAACAAAACAACAGUGCAGUUUGUGCACAAAAGGCUUGCUGAAUCAGAUGCUGUGCUUGUUGUGGGAUCCUCAUUACAGGUAUAUUCAGGAUACAGGUUCUUACUGGCAGCAAGUGAAAAGAAAAUCCCUAUUGCUAUCCUUAACAUUGGGCCAACAAGAGCUGAUCAUCUGGCCCAUUUGAAAGUGAACGGACGUUGUGGUGAAGUGCUGCCAGUCAUUCAACCCUUCUGACUGUCUCAAAUGCUGAGGUAUUCUACAUUUCCAGUGGUUGUUCCAGGUGUCAAAACUAUCUCAGUUUUAACCAGGUAAUAACUACUUAAGGACAACCACUCUAGUCUUUCAGCAUUUAUUUGAUAAUGAAAAAAAAAUCCUACUUGAACAGUCAUGCAUUUUACUCGUUUGUACAGUGAUACAUGUGAAUUGUCUAGGGUGCUAGUCUCAAGCUAUGGACUGCUGUAACUAUAACACAUACUGUUUAUGGAACAACUGAAUGUGAAAGGUUGCUGUCAUCCUGUCAGCAUAGAUGGACAGGAAUGUGCUACAACCCCUGGCAAAAAUUAUGGACUCACCGGCCUUGGAGGAUGUUCAUUCAGUUGUUUAAUUUUGUAGAAAAAAAGCAGAUCACAGACAUGACAC
Messenger RNA from Thalassophryne amazonica, 1456 nucleotides. RefSeq names its product sirtuin 4 (gene sirt4). The coding region runs from base 119 to 1051 and encodes 310 amino acids. NCBI's taxonomy places the organism in Eukaryota, Metazoa, Chordata, Actinopteri, Batrachoidiformes, Batrachoididae. Gene Ontology annotation, molecular function: NAD+ binding; NAD-dependent protein lysine deacetylase activity. The transcript is spliced from 4 exons. The record is from RefSeq and is a predicted model, not a curated record.